AUGAAAACGGAAAAUUUUCCAAGAGGACAAAGCGCUGGCCCGGAAGGUUCUCUCGUAGAAAUCCCUGAUCAUGGGGAACGCCAGCAAGAAGUAUGCCACAUCGGCGCUCCACUGCAAAGAGAAAUUGAAGCACCAGCCGCCGAAGCAGGACAGUCGUCUGAUUAUAAGAAACCGCAUGCCCCCCAUCUUUUGCCCGUCAUGGAGCCCGUUAAACCCUCCAGCGAUCCUCAGCUGAAGGAUGGUAGAAAAGAAAUGCCGUUUACGAGCGCUUUGCCUAUAGUCGUCCCCGAUGCCCCGCGCCUUGCCACUCAACAGCGGCAAGUCCAGAAGACCAAGGGGAAUGGGUCCAGCGCGGUUCCCGGAGAACCCGACACCUGUGAAGGAGAACCGCGAGCGCCGUCACCAGGUGACCCGCGACCCACACAAGCCUUUCCCGCCGUGGAGCCAUUCAAACGCACCGCAAGUGCUAAACUCAGUGAAGCCAGGACGGACCCGCGCUCUCCGAGUGCUUCGCCAGAUAAUGAAUCUGAUGGGGCCCGGGUUGGAUCUCGACAGGUCGAUGAGGAGGGUUCACGUCCUUUGUGCACCCUGCCCGCAGUGGAACUUCGGAAAAAGCCCGCUGGCAGCACCCUGCAGGAGGAGCAAGCCAAGGAGCUGAACACAACACAUGCUUUCCCCGUUGUGGAACCCGACGCAGUAUGUACAGAGGCACGUCGAAGUGAAGAGUUGGAGGACACACGUGCCGGCCACGCUUUCCCGCCCGUCGCAUCCGGUAAACAGAACACCGGAGCAUAG
Molecule: messenger RNA, 795 nt
Organism: Trypanosoma brucei brucei TREU927
Lineage: Eukaryota; Euglenozoa; Kinetoplastea; Trypanosomatida; Trypanosomatidae
Exons: 1
Coding region: 1-795 (264 amino acids)
Source: RefSeq, a predicted model, not a curated record